AUGGCAAAUCCUGCUCCUGCGAGCUUCGCCACUCAAGCAAACGCGCUUCUUCGCAAGAACAUAACUUUUCAGAAACGGAACGUGAAAACCAACGUUCGGCUGAUUCUGUUCCCGGUGGGGCUGUGCUUGUUGCUUUUCGUGCUCCAACUCAUAGUCGACGCGCAAUUCGAUCAAAGCAGCUUCAAAUGCGGCUGCGUCUGUGCCGACAGAAGAACCAAACUCUCUCAGUGCCCUGAGUCAGAGAAGCGGUGUGGGGUCCAGUAUUCCAAUUCCUUACAGGCCGCUCUGUGCCCCAUUUCCAAACCCACCGAAUGGCCACCGUUCUUGCAACUUCCGGCUCCCUCAAACCGGGCCGUCCGAAACGGGUUUCUUCCCUUUUACGAUUUGCCAGAUGCAUCGUGCAGGAGAACCAACUCGUGUCCUCUUUCUCUGCUCUUCACCGCAGAGAAUCACUCCUUUGCGUUAAGCGUGUCUGCGAAGAUGUUUGGAAGUUCUCUGAGUAUAAGUGAGUUUGGUGGUGAUUUCUUAGCUGGUUUGGCCGUGAAUGUACUGGGAUCUGAAUCAAUACCUCGGAGGAACAAUUAUAUUGAACCUGCUUUUAUUUCGGGUCUCCCCAUUUAUUAUUUACAAACCAACUGCACAGGAAAAGAGAAGUCUGGACUCUCCCUUCCCUUGGUGCCAGGAGCAAACAUUGAGAUCAAAUGUGCUCAGGCUCUAAAUUUAUGGCGUAAUAGCUCUUCUGAGAUCAACAGUGAGCUAUACAAAGGUUAUCAAAGAGGUAACACAGAAGGACAAGUCAAUGAGAUAGUUUCAGCUUUUGAUUUUCUAAAUUCAAACCGGAAUAGAUAUAAUGUCAGUAUAUGGUACAACUCAACCUAUAAUCAAGGCAAUGGAUUUGGUGCUAAUGCAUUAUCGCGGAUUCCUCGCUCUGUAAAUCUGAUUUCAAAUUCCUACCUUCAGUUUCUGCUUGGAGCUGGAACCAAAAUGCUAUUUGAGUUUGUAAAGGAAAUGCCAAAGCCUGAGACCAUCUUUAGGCUUGACAUAUCUUCUAUUCUGGGCACUCUGUUCUUUACAUGGGUCAUCUUGCAACUUUUUCCUUUUCCUCUCAGCAUGUUGUUGAAGCCUUAUUUUCUGCAGACGGUCCCAAUUGCAAGCUUCUCUCAUGCUUCUUGGCAAGAAUAA
Messenger RNA from Sphenostylis stenocarpa, 1182 nucleotides. NCBI's taxonomy places the organism in Eukaryota, Viridiplantae, Streptophyta, Magnoliopsida, Fabales, Fabaceae. The record is from the annotation of a GenBank genome assembly.